This is a messenger RNA of Adelges cooleyi (spruce gall adelgid), 746 nucleotides long. Its product is annotated as U6 snRNA-associated Sm-like protein LSm4. NCBI's taxonomy places the organism in Eukaryota, Metazoa, Arthropoda, Insecta, Hemiptera, Adelgidae. Gene Ontology annotation, biological process: spliceosomal snRNP assembly; mRNA splicing, via spliceosome; P-body assembly. Gene Ontology annotation, molecular function: U6 snRNA binding. The record is from RefSeq and is a predicted model, not a curated record. The transcript is spliced from 5 exons. Gene Ontology annotation, cellular component: spliceosomal tri-snRNP complex; P-body; U6 snRNP. Bases 226 to 618 code for a protein of 130 amino acids.
UAGUAUUUUUCGUUGCGCACUGUUAAGUCAAAUAAUAAGUUUCGUUAAUUAUUAUCGUUAUUUCGAUUCGAAUAAUAUACAACUUUUAUACGUAUUACACUGUAUACUUUAGAUUAGUAAUACAUUUAGGAUUUGUAAAUCAUUCUUCUGUACGUAAUAAUUACAUUAACGGACAAUUUGUUAUUAUUUAUUCUUAGCUUAGGAUCAUUGCUGUAUUCCUAAAAGAUGCUACCUUUAUCGUUAUUGAAAACUGCCCAGAACCAUCCCAUGCUUGUAGAGUUAAAAAAUGGUGAAACAUACAACGGACAUUUAGUAACUUGUGAUAGCUGGAUGAACAUCAAUCUACGGGAAGUUAUUUGCACGUCUAAAGAUGGAGAUAGAUUUUGGCGACUACCUGAAUGCUACAUUCGAGGUAGUAUGAUUAAAUAUCUUAGAAUACCUGAUGAAAUAUUUGAUAUGGUUAAAGAAGAUAUAGUGGUAAAUAAAGCACGUGGCCGUACUGACAAUCAGAAAAACCGAGGUCGAGGAGGUGCUAGACAAGGUUUUGGAGGAAGAGGAGGUGGACGAGGAGGCGGACAGCAAAGAGGUGGUCAGAAUAAUAAAUUUAGGGGCAAAUAAAUUAUUUCAAUAUUAUAUACAUUACAUAAAUUAUAUGUUUAUAUAACAUAAGUUUGUACAUUUAAACUAAAUAAAUAAUUAUAACUCCUUUACGAAGUAAUUUAAAAUACAUAAACUACCAAUCCAUA